CUGAGCUGGGGAGGCACUGGAGAAGAAAACCCUAGAAGAAUGUCGUCUUCUUCCCAGCUCUUCUUCCCCGCUUCUGUGUAGGCUCUUCCUAGGACAAUCCCAAUACAAAGCAACCCUCUUCCUUCCUUCUGGAGCAAUCUGAGUCUGGAACCAGAUUUGGACGGUCCCAGAGGGGAAACUGUCUCUGCCUGAGAACUGGACCCUUCCCCAGGAAGUGGUAACGUGCCAGGAGGACCACUGACUUCUGCCUCAUCAGGUCACCCUCUGCUUCCCGGAGCAGGUCACUUACUGCUCAGCAGCAUGACUCAACCUGCCCAAUUCCCUCACACCCCAAUACCUAUAUCCUUCACCUCUGAUGUGCAAUACAAUAUGGAUUGCAGCGUCGUAUCUGAAAUGAGUGCCAUGAACAUAGAAAAGGCCGUGGGAGAAGGGAAUUGGCUGGAGGUGAUCUCUGUGGUCAGGAAAACCAUGAAGACAGUGUCCAGUGCCCCAGUGAGCAUUGCUGUGACUGGGGAUUCUGGUAAUGGAAUGUCCUCCUUCAUCAAUGCACUGCGGGGAAUUGGGCAUGAGGAGGAGGACUCAGCUCCCACUGGGGUAGUGCAGACCACUCAGACUCCCACUUCUUACACUUGCUCUCUCUUUCCCAAUGUGGCACUGUGGGACCUGCCUGGCACAGGGGCUGCCAUGCAAAGCCUGGACAACUAUCUGGAGGAGAUGCAGUUUAGCCAGUAUGACCUUUUCAUCAUCAUUGCAUCUGAACAGUUCAGCACGAAUCUCGUGAAACUUGCCAAAACCAUCCACGGUUUGGGAAAGAGGUUCUACAUUGUCUGGACCAAGCUGGAUAGGGACCUCAGCACACGUAUUCUCUCAGAGAAACAACUCCUGCAGAAUAUUCGGGACAAUAUCCGGAAAACUCUCCAGGGGGAGGGUGUGUGUGAACCCAUCAUAUUCCUGGUCUCAAGCUUCUAUCCAUUAUUGCAUGACUUCCCAGAGCUUAGGGACACCUUGCACAGGGACGUCUUUGACUUCAGGUGCCAUGAUCCCCUAGAGAACCUAUCCCUCAUCUGUGAGAAGGUCAUUAAUGACAAAGUGACCACUUGGCAAGGGCAAAUAGGCUCAGAGUCUCUCCAGAACACCCUUGGUAUCCAGAAUGCAGAUGAUCCUCAGGAGUGUUUAUAUGCCUACCGCUUGCUCUUUCAUGUGGAUGAUAACUCUCUCCAGCAGGUCGCCCAGAGUCUGGGAAAACCCAUGGAGGAGUACAAGGCCACUAUGAAGUCUCGGGAUCUGCCCACGGUCCUCACAGAGAACUGGGCAUUAUCUUGGAUGAACUGUAAUACAGCCUCUUACUUAUAUUCAAUUCUGAGCAACAUCCCAAUUGUAGGUUAUACUAGUAUCUACUACCUGAGAUGGCGUCAGAGCCACUUCCUUAAAAUAGUUGCUGAGGACACAAAGACCAUUCUGAGGAAAAUCUUGAAAGACUCCAUUAUCUGAAGAGGUGAUGUCCUAGCAAGUUCUUCCUUGGGGAUAGUAAGGACAUUUGGGAUCCUCUCCUUACAUUAUGCCCAAUCAAAUUGAAUACUUCCACUUUCUUUGGUCCUAAGUUUUAUGAGGUAAAUGAGUUGAUGUGAUUUGCUUUGAAUGUAUCUCAAAAUAUGUUCUACUUCUUGUAAUUUAUUUAGUUAGCCUGGAUCCAAACAUGACAAUCAAGAUUUGCACAGUGUGUCAUCCAAUCUCAUUCUCACGUACACUUGUCACUUAAUGUUAACAUCAUUUCUCCAAGUCCUCUUGGUUUUCCCUUAUAUCUUCACUUCUCACCUCUCAGUCUGUGGACGUGUAGAUGGAUGCAGAGAGCAGAACAUCAUGUGAGAUGUUCCCUUUGGAGAAAUAUGUUGGAGAGUGUGUGUUUGAUGUUCUCAAAAAGUAUUCUGUGGUGGUGCCAGGAUCCAAGGCUAGUCUGGUGUCUUAUAAAGCUCUGCCCUUAUUCCCAUCCUCUGAAAUGACCAUAUUAUAUAUAU
This is a messenger RNA of Hyaena hyaena (striped hyena), 2015 nucleotides long. Its product is annotated as immunity-related GTPase family M protein-like. The record is from RefSeq and is a predicted model, not a curated record. Gene Ontology annotation, cellular component: endoplasmic reticulum membrane. Gene Ontology annotation, molecular function: GTP binding; GTPase activity. Bases 301 to 1491 code for a protein of 396 amino acids. Gene Ontology annotation, biological process: cellular response to interferon-beta; defense response. Lineage: Eukaryota; Metazoa; Chordata; Mammalia; Carnivora; Hyaenidae. The transcript is spliced from 2 exons.